Alternaria alternata is the source of this 690-nucleotide messenger RNA. RefSeq lists its product as hypothetical. Bases 61 to 594 code for a protein of 177 amino acids. Lineage: Eukaryota; Fungi; Ascomycota; Dothideomycetes; Pleosporales; Pleosporaceae. The transcript has 2 exons. The record is from RefSeq and is a predicted model, not a curated record.
UACUAUCUACACCAAACAAUCAAGCAAAUCUCACUAAGAGCUCGAUUUUUCAACACCAAGAUGCAUCUUUCAGCAACAGUUCUACUUGCCGUUCUUCAGUUGACCGCUGCGGUCCCUUACCACCAGACCAAUGACGCCGAUAUGCAACUCGUGGUAACCCCUGAGACUGUGGUGGACAAGUCUGCGCACAAGAAUACUCUGCAGACCAUUGAAACUCAAGUUCAUGCAUCUGAGAGUAAAGACUUUGAAAUCAAAAUCCAUGUGGACGUAUCCACCCAACCUGCAGCAACGAUGGCUGAGAGAAUUCCAGGAUGGGUUUUCUUCGAGGGGAAACACUUCAUGGGACGCAUUCAUGGCAACACUUUCUGGAGAAUUAAGGGGGAGCUCGCAGAUGACUUCCCAGUCGAGGACUUCUUAAAUGACCCUCUAGUGUUCACUCUCAACCAUCCUCAGGACUUUGAGGGCGAGUUUACUGGUGAAUUUGGGAAUGGUCAAAUGAAAAUGAACUGGACUUCAGGUGCUACUAUUACUGGUAGAAGUGGGUUGAGUGAUCACACGAUCAAGGGGAAGACUACUAUCGACUAUUCUCCAUAGUUGGCUGCAUGAAGUGUAGGGGGCUAGAGAUACAUAGCCAAAUGUACUUAGCCUUACCGCAACUCUCUAAGCGAUUCAGCUUUCGAGAAACGCCCU